This is a messenger RNA of Leishmania mexicana MHOM/GT/2001/U1103, 1473 nucleotides long. RefSeq lists its product as hypothetical. The record is from RefSeq and is a predicted model, not a curated record. The transcript has a single exon. Bases 1 to 1473 code for a protein of 490 amino acids. Lineage: Eukaryota; Euglenozoa; Kinetoplastea; Trypanosomatida; Trypanosomatidae.
AUGCCUCGCGGUCAUGUUGGCCUGUCCUCCAUCGAGGCGCGCCAGCGGCGCGAGAGCUUCAUGGAGAAGUUCAACGCGGAGAAGACGGUGCAGGAGCGCCAGGAGCGCACGGUCGAGUGGGAGUUGCGCGGCAACGAGCGACGAGAGCAGAAGGACGUGCUGCAGUACAUGGACGUGAUACAGGCUCAACACAACGACGUCCUCGUCGCGCGUCGCCGUCGCUUAGCAGAGCUGCUCACGCGCGAGAACGAGCUGCACACUUCCAUGAUGACAAGCCUGCCAGAGACCGACGCGCAGCGCCGCGAGAGGCUGAUCCGAAAGGCGCAGGAGCUCCGUGCCAAGCGUGAGGAGGCGAAGCGGCUGGACAACUGCGCCCGCCACGAUCGUCUGUUCUGCGCAAAGAUUGACUGCCUGCGCCAGGCGGAGAGCCGACUGAAGGUGAUGCAGGUGGCGGAUGCUCGGUAUGAGCAGAUGGACGCCGCCGCGGAGCGUCGGCGUCAGGAAGCUGCCGAGGAUGUCUUAUACGCUCAGCAGGCUACGGAGGCGCAGCGGGUGGCAACGGAGCGAGUGCAGCACGACCUUGAGAUGCAGUACAACCGCAACAAGCGCAUGGUUGAAGACCUCGCUGCGCAGGUGGAGGGCAACCGGCAGCGGAAGGAGAUAGAAAAGGAGAACGCGCGUCGCGACACCGAGGAGUUCUACCGGCUGCUGCACGAGGAGCAGGCAGAGGAGGCCCGCAAGCGUCUGCAGCGGCGGGAGAAGAACCGGCAGCUGGCGCAGGAGAUGAUGCUAAUGAACGAAGAGCUGAAGCGUGCUCGUCAGCAGGAGUACGAGCAGCUCAAGAAGGAAGACAAGGAGGCGCUGGACGCUAUCCUCGCUUCCCUCGCGGCGGAGCAACAGGAGCAGCGGGCUGAAAAGCAGCGGCGCAUAGCGGCGGAACGGCAGCAUAUGUUAGACCUCCAGAAGAUGGCUCAGAGCAAGGACGACAAGCACGCGUUAGACCAGCUGUGGGCGGAAGAGAACGAGAAGCAGUGGCGAAAGCGUGAGGCGCAAUGGGAAGCCGACCAGGCCAAGCGCGACACGCUGCUGCGCAACAUUCUCAUCGCGCGCCGGCAGCAGAUUCUGGACAAGCGUCAGAAGGCCAAGGAAGACGCGAUGCUGCGCAAGCUGGAGGACGAAAAGUUUCUCGAGUCCUUGUCGAAGGAGCGUGACAUCGACGCUGAAGAGCGAGAGCGGCGCAUGGCGCUCUUGAAGGAAACGCAGCAGUACCUCGAGUGGCAGAUUCAGCAGCGCAUAGCGGAGAAGGAGGCAGCACGUCUGGCCAAGCGCACUGAGCUGACGGAUGAGCAGGCUUUGGAGAAGAAGUACGAGGACCGGAUUGCGCAGGAGAUGGCAAACCUAGAAGCAGCAAAGCCAGCGCGUUACCGCGACGUGCCGCUGCUGCCGAAAAAACAGCGAAAUCAACUCUUUUAG